GUUUACUACAUAACUUGCUUUGCUUAAUUUGUUCCUUAUACAAAUCUAUUGCUGACUCAUCAACAAAAUCAAAAAGCUACUUAUACACUUAACAAUACAAAUACUAGAAUCACUACAUUGUAGUAUAAGGUUAAGCAGUGAUAGAUAGUGAGUGUUGAAGAUGAAGUCCAUAGAAAAUUUUGAUUCCAUUAACGUAAACAAUCAAAAUAGUAACAUGUUUGGUGUCUCUUUCUCUCCUCAAAGGAACAUAAGUGUCCCUUCAUAUGCUGAAGCAGUUCCAACAAGCUUCUAUUAUCAUAACUAUGGCUGUUACUAUGGAGUCGAAGGUGAACAUGUUGGAUUGUAUUCAGCCUUGCCUUUCAUGCCUGAUGGAUCCAUAUAUGGUAUUGAAGCUUUGAGUAGAUCACAAUCACAAGCAAUGAGUAUUCAUCCAUAUGAAUGCAGUAGCAGUAGCAAAGAAGCAAUGCAACUCAACAUGGAUGGUUUUUUGUAUAACCAAACUUUAUGUCAUAAACCGAACAUUAAUCCAAAUAACCUAAAUCAUGUACAAGAGAAUAUGAACCUCUUGGGAAGUUUGGCGGAGCAUCAGGAGCAACAACUUUCGUGUUACGCCGCGUUACGAAGCAAUAAUAUGAUGUUAGAACUAGAAGGGUUGAUGAAAAAUCAGGUAAAAGAUAGCGUUCAGCUCUCAAAUAUAGUUGAGGAUGAGGUUUUUGAUGUGAAGAGAUGGGUCUCAAGAGAUAUUAAUGCUAUUAGUACAAACUCACAAUCAAGCUGUGUUACUAGUUCACAAGAAACAUCACCUGUUGAAUCUGUUUCUAUUGAUACUAUGAAAAGGAAGAAUCAGAAUCAAACUUUAGGGCAAAGAACAUCUCAAUACAGAGGUGUAACAAGACAUAGGUGGACGGGUAGAUAUGAAGCGCAUCUAUGGGAUAACAGUUGUAAGAAAGAAGGCCAAGUUAGAAAAGGAAAGCAAGUUUAUCUAGGUGGUUAUGACAUGGAAGAAAAAGCUGCAAGAGCUUAUGAUAUGGCUGCACUCAAGUAUUGGGGUCCCUCCACUCGUAUAAAUUUCCCACUAGAAAAUUAUCAAAAAGAACUUGAUGUAAUGAAGAAAAUGACCAGACAAGAAUACGUUGCUCAUUUAAGAAGGAAAAGCAGUGGUUUUUCAAGAGGAGCUUCCAUGUAUAGAGGAGUAACAAGCAGACACCAUCAACAUGGAAGGUGGCAAGCUAGAAUAGGUAGAGUUGCAGGAAACAAAGAUCUCUAUCUUGGAACCUUCACUACUCAAGAGGAAGCAGGUGAAGCUUAUGAUAUAGCAGCUAUAAAAUUCAGAGGAGAAAAUGCUGUUACAAAUUUUGAUAUAACAAGAUAUGAUGUGGACAAAAUUAUAGCAAACAGUAAUCUUCUUAGCAGUGAAGAAGCUAGAAGAAGCAAAAAAGUGGAUGAUGGAGUGAUUAACAUUGAAGAAGCGAUUAAUCCAAUGCAGAAGAGAUGCAAAAUCCAAUCAUUUUCAAUAGGUUUGGAUGAUAUUUAUCGUCAAGAAAUAGAUGAAUGUUCGAAUAGAGUAUCGCAUAUGUCGAAUGCUUCUUCGGUUGUGACAAGCUUAAGUAACUCAAGAGAAGAAAGUCCUGAAUAUGGAAGAAGCUUACCAUUGCUGUUUGGAAUGGAUUCAACAGCUUCAAUGCCUUCAUUUUCUAAUUUGCCUCAGAUGCCACUGUCGGUUUUCGCUGCGUGGACCGACGCAUAAUCGGUUUUGAUCUCAACUUUCUGAUCUUGAAUAUCUGAUUCUGUUAUAGCUUAAUGUAUUCUACGUCCUUGUUUUGCAUGCAUGUUCAUGAGGACAAUGUUUUUGUCAUAAUCCUUUUAACCGUUACAUUUAAGCAGUUUAUUUUUGGUAUGAAGAGUAGUACCAUAAGUUUUAUAUCUUUUUUAGCAGGUUUGUGAAAUCAUUGCUAGAAACUGUUUAAGAAUUCUGAAAGGAUCGUGAUUAUUAACUAAUAUGAGAUAGAUACCACU
Lathyrus oleraceus (garden pea) is the source of this 2016-nucleotide messenger RNA. Its product is annotated as AP2-like ethylene-responsive transcription factor AIL1. The transcript has 9 exons. Gene Ontology annotation, biological process: regulation of DNA-templated transcription. The coding region runs from base 161 to 1747 and encodes 528 amino acids. The record is from RefSeq and is a predicted model, not a curated record. NCBI's taxonomy places the organism in Eukaryota, Viridiplantae, Streptophyta, Magnoliopsida, Fabales, Fabaceae. Gene Ontology annotation, molecular function: DNA-binding transcription factor activity; DNA binding.